AUGGCAAUGUCUGCUCGCUGUUUUAAUGUAACAGCUGCUAAAAGAGAAAAUGUUUACCGAGAAAAAUCAAGUAAUGUUCAAGUUGUAGUUCGUAAGCGAAUUCGAGAUCUUCAAUUUUUUUUUGACCGCAUGUUUGAUGAAAAAAGUACAAACAAUGAUAUAUUUGAAUUCACUACCAAACCAGUCAUUGACAGUUUGUUAAGUGGUUAUAAUUGUUCUGUGUUUGCCUAUGGUGCUACGUCUGCUGAGAAAACUCAUACCAUGCUUGGAUCACCGGUUAAACCUAGAGUCAUAUUUCUUACUAUGCACAGUAGUCCCAGUACCAUGUCACCACGCAGUGCCGAAGAGUAACUUGAAAUGCUGCAUUUUGGAAAUCAGAACAGAUCACAGCAUCCAGCUGAUGCCAAUCAGCUAUCAUCUCGAUCCCAUGUUAUUUUUCAGGUAUUUGUUCGACAAUGUCCAAAAGACUCUGGACUAAGUGCAAAUGUUAAAUUGGUUAAAAUGUUAUUAAUUGAUUUAGCUGGAUCUGAACGUGCUACAGUUGCUACAAAUCAAGGUGAUCGCUUUCGUGAAGGUGCUAAUAUUAACAAAUCACUUCUUGCUCUUGGGAAUUGCAUCAAUGCAAUGGCAGAUAUGAAAGGAAACAAUGUCCACAUUCCUUAUCAUAAUAGUAAACUUACACGCUAACUUAAGGAUUCUUGGGGAGAAAAUUUCAACAUUAUAGAGAUUGCAGCUGUUAGCCCGUCCAGUUUAAGUUACGAAGACACAUACAACACAUUAAAAUAUGCCAAUAGUUCAAAAAGUAUUGAAUUUACAUUAACUUUAAAUGUUUUCCAUGUAGACUACCAUGGCUCACAGUACGGAAAGAUUAUUGCAGACCUCAAAGUCCAGAAAAACUAUUAA
This is a messenger RNA of Hydra vulgaris (swiftwater hydra), 903 nucleotides long. The record is from RefSeq and is a predicted model, not a curated record. Lineage: Eukaryota; Metazoa; Cnidaria; Hydrozoa; Anthoathecata; Hydridae.